UUUUGAUAUAAAUAUUGGACCAAGCCAACGAAACUGUAUCAUUGAUCACAGUGACUUCAGUGUAGUAACACAGAUUUUCCAGUAUCAGCAUAAUGGCAUUCAAGUUCGUCGUUUUCCUGGCUUCGUUGGCGGUCGCCAGCGCUGGAUACCUGGAGGCUCCAGUGGCGUACGCUCAACAGGCGCACUACUCGCCGGCUUCGGCUGUGAGCUACAGCUCCAUCUCCCAGGCGGCUCCUCUGGCCAAGACCGUGGCCUACGCUGCCCCAGCUGUGGCGACCUAUGCCCAUGCUGCCCCAGCCAUCGCUACCUACGCCCAUGCCGCCCCGGUCGCCACCUACUCUCAUGCCCCAGCUGUGGCCACCUACGCUGCCCCGAUCCAGAAGUCCUAUGCCUACUCCGCCCCGGCCAUCGGCUCCACCCACGAGAGCACUGUCCGCUCCCAUGAUGCCACCGUGUCCCACUACUCCAAGGCCGUCGACACCCCAUACUCGAGCGUCCGCAAGUCCGACACCCGCAUCACCAACGAGGCCCCCAAGCUGGCCUACGCUAGCUAUGCUGCCCCGGCUGUGACCUACGCCCAUGCUGCCCCAGCUGUCGCCACUUACGCCCACGCCGCCCCAGUCGCCACCUACGCCAAGCAGGUCAGCUAUGCCACCCCAGCUGUCGCCACCUACGCCCAUGCCGCUCCGGUCGCCACCUACGCCCAUGCCGCUCCAGUUGCCACCUACGCCCAUGCCGCCCCAGUUGCCACCUACGCCAAGCAGGUUAGCUACGCUGCCCCGGCCGUCGCCACCUACGCCCAUGCUGCCCCAGCUGUUGCCACCUACGCCCAUGCCGCCCCGGUCGCCACCUACGCCCACGCUGCCCCAGUUGUGUCCGCCCACUCCACCAAGACCCUGACCUACUCUCCAGCUGUGGAGGUCGCCCACGUUGCCUACGACGGAACUCAUGCCCAUUAUGGCUGGUAAAUCGUUGAUCACUGAUCACUGAACCCAAUGAUCCUAACCUCCCCCCAACAAACAAAUAAGAAAUCUUUCCCCCUACCCCAACAUAGAUUUCCUAUUUAUUAGACUGUUGUUUUGUUAGCCGAAAAAAUCGCACUCAGGUUUUUCUUCCCUCGGAAAGAAAUUGCCAUCCUGAGAGCGCAUUUUAUGUAAAAAGACCAAUAAAUUAAAUACAAAACAUAA
Molecule: messenger RNA, 1187 nt
Organism: Culex quinquefasciatus (southern house mosquito)
Lineage: Eukaryota; Metazoa; Arthropoda; Insecta; Diptera; Culicidae
Product: larval/pupal cuticle protein H1C-like
Exons: 2
Coding region: 93-968 (291 amino acids)
Source: RefSeq, a predicted model, not a curated record